This is a messenger RNA of Corythoichthys intestinalis (scribbled pipefish), 4717 nucleotides long. RefSeq names its product DENN domain containing 2B (gene dennd2b). Lineage: Eukaryota; Metazoa; Chordata; Actinopteri; Syngnathiformes; Syngnathidae. The record is from RefSeq and is a predicted model, not a curated record. The transcript is spliced from 20 exons. Bases 694 to 4095 code for a protein of 1133 amino acids. Gene Ontology annotation, biological process: positive regulation of ERK1 and ERK2 cascade.
UGACCCAAUAUAAAGAUAUAUUUUUUUGUUCAUUUGAUUAGUUUUUGUUGUUUGUUGUCUUGCUUUACAACUUUUAUGUAUAUAAGAAAGUCAGUUACAUGCAAUGACACUUUUUGGCCACCAAGGGGGGCUUGCCCCCCCCUAAACUCCGCUUAUGUCUCUAGGGUUGACUGAGUUUAAAAAGUUGGUAGUGAAUGAGUUAAAUGUAAAAAUUAUUAAAAUCCUCAGCUGUAUGUGUGUAUACUAGUAUGUAGAGACUUGUUUGUGAGUGGACGUGGAGAAGCCAAUGUGACAUUUUCUCAGCGGAGCCGUCCACUCGGUGAAUAUUCAUCCCAAAUCUGCCAUUCAUCCACCGUGACAAUAAACAAGGCGAGAGAGCGAAUGUGAAUGCCUGGAGGAGGAAGAGGAGGAGGAAGACGCCGGCCGGGGCCAAAUCACGACAAAAAGUGGGGGCAAACAGCCCGUUUCCAUGGUAACAAGUCCAGCCUUCCAAAGAAGAGGUUGGAGAGCUUCAUUCCUCGUUCUCCUUUUUUCUUUUUUUUUUCCCUGUCGGUUUUGCUCCGAAAGACAUGAUUGGGACAUUAUUGCGAAGGACAGGUAUCCGACCAACUUGAAUGGAAUAACAUCUAAAAAUGUCAGCAGCCAUGUGCUCGAGGAGCCACUCGGAGGUGAGUGGGAGCUUUGCGGGCAAGCAUGACUGCCAACAAAAGUCCAAAGGCUGUGCCUCAUGCAGGAGGGGGUAAAGCUCCACGGAACCCCCCUGACAGGUGCCAGUCUGCAUCUCCUUGUCCGGUUCUGUCUGGUGGCCAGGGUCCCAGCGCACCACCACUCCUUGGUGACGGAAAUAACUAUCAAAGACAAAGCAGGUACCUCAGGACAGACGGACGGUUUUUGGUACGUGCUGGCUGGAACAGCAAGACCGCAAGCUUUGUCAGUGGAUCAUCCCUCACAAACGAUAUUGAGUCACAAUGCCGUCUCACAAAGUCUAAAAGCAUCAGCUGUCUGGACAACCGUCUUUCGAUCUAUAAGCCUCAAACCAAGGAGUAUAGCGAAGGUGAGGACGCCCAGGACCAAAAGGAGAAUCAAGGGAGUGUUCCUCCAGCGGAGGGACUUAAUGGUAGACCCCUGAGUUGGAGUACACUUUCACUUGGGUCUCUCUCGAACCAAAGUCACAAGCGGACCCUUGCUAUCAACAGGCCAGUAACUGGUGUUUUUCCUAGCACAGUUCGCAAAAAGAUCUCAGAAUGGGAGUGCAGGAGGGUCUCUCUGCCUAGGAUGAGCUUGUGUCUGGAUAAAAGGCCAGGACGAGAGCGCAUCGGAGGCAGUGAGGGCUGCCCGAGCUUGCUCUCUUCCCCUUGUAGCGAGAAGACAUUUGACUUCAAGGGGAUUCGCAGGAUGAGCACAGCUUUCUCAGAAUGCUCCUACACCGAGACGGAGGAAGAGGAAGGAGCUUCCGAGAAAGAUGGCUUAGGCCGCUUCCAAAAACGGAUAAGCAAGACCGAGUCAUCUGGCGCAUUUGUACGCUCUCUCUCUGCUCGUAAGGAGACCUCGGCGGUCCUCAACAGGAUACAAAAGAUAGAGCAGGCCUUAAAGGAGAAUCCUAGCCCACCUUCUUCACGUUAUCUGAAUAACUGCUAUGCUUCAGACAAGACGAGACAAAAAUCUUUUGUGAUUGGUGACGACUUUGACAACACAUGCACCAGCAAGCGCAGCAGUGUUUGCUCUGUGGCCACGGAACCAGACACUCUUUUAAUGCCUGAUAAGUUGGCAAAACAUAGGCAAAGGUUCAGUGUGGCUUCAGUCAGAUCUGUGAGUCCGGAUCCGGCCAGCCAACAAACAUCUGCCGGACCUCCUAUCAACCCCUUACCUAAACCCAGGCGAACUUUUGAAUAUGAGGCCAAACGGGAGCAGAAGGUCACAUUGUCAGUGAAUGGACUACCUCUUGCAUGUGAUUCUCCCCCACCCUUGCCCUCGACCCCUGCGCCCAUCAAAAUGCGGACGGUGAAGCUGGUGGGCAGCACCUCCAACCCAGCACAGGACAGAGAGCCAAGUGAAUCGGAGGAUGCUACAAGUCUGCUGUCGUCACACCCCUCUUCGCCCGCAGAGAAUGGCACACUAACCACAGAGAUGCAGAGCCAACCCAAUUCCAAAUGCACUUUAGAGGAAAAUGCCUAUGAGGAUAUUAUAGAGAAGGAGAACCCAUAUGAGGAUGUUGACCUGAAGAGGAGGAGUUUGGUUCGGAAAACUUGUCAUUUGGAGAGCAGCAGAUCUUGGACUGCCAUAGACCGGAAAGAAAAUUCUCCACCUCAGUUGCCGUCCAAACCCAGCAGUCAGUCCCUUCGCCUCAUGAGCACCAACGACCGGAACAGUCACCGGGUGUCACAGUUGUCCAAACGCCACAGUCAUGAUGAAACUCUGUUCCUGCCCCAAAUGGGUGUAUCAACUUCCUCUUGUGGCCUGCUGGAUGAUAGCCUUUGCGGCACUGGCGAUAACCUGACCUCACACAGGCACUGGCGGAUCCCCAAGUUGGUCCAGAGAAUCAACUCCAUCUACUGCAGUAAACGUGGAAAGAAGAGACUUAAAAAGCUGUCCAUGACCAAUCUUGACGCCUCAUCUUUGAGAGAUGACAACAGCGAGAGUGAGAGCGACUCUGAUGACAGGUUCAAAGCUCACACUCAGAGGUUGUUGAAACUGCAAUCCAUCCUUCGACGGGCCCCCAGUUACCGCACGCUGGAGCUGCAGCUAAUUGAAUGGCAGGAGAGAGAACUUUUUGAGUAUUUCGUCGUUGUGUCUUUGAAAAAGAAACAGAGCAAGAACUCCUACUCACCGGAGGUCACUUACCAGUUCCCCAAGCUGGAGAGGCUCACCAAGCAGAUGCGAGAAGCAGAACAGAGGCUCAAAGCUAUUCCUCAGUUCUGUUUCCCCGAUGCAAAAGACUGGAAUCCUGUGUCGGAGUAUUCCAGUGAGACCUUCUCCUUCAUGUUGACCGGAGAAGAUGGCAGCAGGAGGUUCGGCUACUGCAGACGCUUGCUGCCGAGUGGGAAAGGGCCUCGCCUUCCUGAAGUCUACUGUGUCAUCAGCAGGCUCGGCUGUUUUGACUUGUUCUCUACUAUCUUGGAUGAGGUUGAGCGGCGGCGAGGUGUAUCAGCAGCGCUGGUCUAUCCCUUCAUGAGGAGCCUGAUGGAGUCACCCUUUCCUGCACCCGGAAAGCUAAUUAAAGUCAAGACCUUUCUGCCUGGCGCAGGAAAUGAGGUCAUUGAGCUGAGGCGGCCCACCGACUCCAGACUGGAGCAUGUGGACUUUGAUAGUCUGUUUGGGUGCCUCGGUGUUCGCCAGGUUAUUCGGGUCUUUGCCUCAUUGCUGCUGGAGCGCAGGGUCAUCUUUGUGGCUGAUAAACUCAGUAUGCUGUCCAGCUGCAUGCAUGCCGUGGUCGCACUGCUCUACCCUUUCUCCUGGCAACACACCUUCAUCCCUGUGCUGCCUGGGUCCAUGCUGGACAUUGUCUGCUGUCCCACUCCCUUCCUGGUGGGGCUGCUGUCUAGUUCCUUGCCAAAGCUCAAAGAGUUGCCUGUAGAAGAAGCGUUAAUGGUGGACCUCGGAACUGACCGUUUCAUCAGACAGAUGGAUGACGAGGCCUCGCUGUUGCCGCGGAAACUUCAAGCGGCUCUGGAACAAGCGUUGGAACAGAGGAAUGACAUCAUCAAUCAAGACUCAGACAGCGAGUCGGAUGAAGAGUAUAACUCUUUAAACAGUUUGGUGUCAGAGGCCUUUAUUCGCUUCUUCUUGGAAACCAUCGGCCACUACUCGCUGUUCAUCACCCAAAACGAACGUGGCGAGCGCCUCUUUCAAAGGGAAGCUUUCCGCAAGUCGGUGGCGUCCAAGAGUAUUCGACGCUUCCUGGGAGUUUUUAUGGAGUCGCAGAUGUUUGCGGGCUUCGUUCAAGAUCGAGAGCUGAGGAAGACCCGUGCCAAAGGUCUGUUUGAGCAGAGGGUGGAACAGUAUCUGGAAGAGUUGCCAGACACGGAGCAGAGUGGCGUUAACAAGUUCCUCAAAGGCCUUGGAAGCAAAAUGAAGUUUCUCCACAAGAAGAACUGAGCUGACAUUUUCCUGAUGUCCUGCAUCUUCAUCUUCGUUAUUUUGUGUGGACUUGUAAAUAUUUCACUGUGAGCUGGUCUUGAUCCUGGCCACUCUAUGAACUAUAGCCACGGCAGGAUGAUACACAGCAGGUUGUCCUCUUAAAAGCCACUGGUGUUCUUGUGUAGAGUGCACGAGACAUGACAAGGGCAUAAAAUGUACAGUUUGUAUGCUUCCGUGCCUCCUCAGUUCAAGAGUUGGAAUCUAUUCUCAAGUGUACAUGCGUCAAGAUGGUGAACUGUAAACACAUUUUGCAAUCUUUCAAUAAAUAAAUAACAAAAACAAACCAUCAUUAAAUGUUUUCAGAAAUGCAUCCUAUGCACAUUUAAAUUCAAUUUCUUCUCCAAGUCAUCAUUCACAUGUCACAAAGGAAGAGAAGCAAGUUACACUUAGCAUCCACUAAGGACACUGGAGAGAUCCCGUAAGGCCUGGUAAGUCUAACAACAGCUACGUUAACCUAAUUAUGUCUGCUCUCAUAACUGUUGGCUGUCACUGCCAUGCUCCCAUUAUUUCCCCAUUGACUCAAGUUGACAUGUUUCUUUUUCUGCGCUUGUCUGCAAUUAACUCUAAGCACAUGCACCGU